AAGAAGACUGUGGAAAAUAGCAAGGGGGAGGUAUUUGUUUUGUGUAUUGGGAUAGACCUAGACACUGUUUCUUUGCAAUCAUGUGACUUACGAUCAGAGAGACGAACGUUGUGGAAACUUACGCUUUGAACACACCGACUGUAUUAUUGCGCAAAAUAGUAUGCAGCAUUAUCUAGAUAUAUGUGCAACAAAAGUUCAACAUUAACCUUCUGCUACCAUUUCUGUCAACCCGUUUACGCAUACAGUUUGACGCAUACGUUUGAUAAAUCCAACGGAAACACCACCAAGAACGCACUGCAACUGCCUCUGCAACGCAAUGCUGCAAUGCAAACGCAGUGUUCCAUUGGAAAUGAAUGUACUUCUGGUGUACCAAAACGGUUCACAGUCGGUGUGUUCGAAGCAUUAUUUCGAAAAUGAGCAGCUGCCAAGAGAAUACUGUGGGCGUGUCUAUUGGGCAGACCGCCUGAGUGAUGCUAUAGGAGAAGUUCUGUUAUCUGGACAGAUCCCUUCUCUCUCACAAGACUUGUCGGAUCGACUUUACAAGACCCAAAUAUGGCUGGUGUGCUGCAAAAGCAACAGGAGAUGCUGAGGAUUGUUCUGGUUGGGAAGACUGGAGUUGGGAAGAGUGCAACAGCAAACACCAUCCUGGGGAAAAAAGUUUUUGAGUCUCAACGUUCCCCUGUUUCUCUGACAAAAGAGUGUGACAAGGCUAGAGGGGAGGUGGAUGGGAGAGAAGUUGCUAUUGUUGACACUCCAGGCUUGUUUGACACUGACUUAUCACAAAAGGAGACCCUGAUAAAGAUUGCUAAGUGCAUCUCCUUCGCUGCUCCUGGUCCCCAUGUGUUCCUUGUAGUGAUAGCGUUGGUUAGAUUCACAAAGGAAGAGAAAGAUGCAGUGGAGAUGAUUCAGAAAUUCUUUGGAGAAGAUGCAGCAAGAUACAUCAUCAUCCUCUUCACAAAUGCAGACCAGCUUGAUGAAGAACAAACAAUUGAAGACUUUUUGCGUGCCAGUCCAGAUCUUCAGCAUGUCAUUGCCAAAUGCAGUGGGCGGUAUCAUCUCUUCAACAACAAAGAUAAGAAGAAUCGCUCCCAGGUCAAUGAACUGCUUGAGAAGAUGAACAAGAUGGUCAUGAUGAAUGGAGGAAGCUGCUACACCACUGAGAUGUUCCAAAUGGCUGAGAGGGCGAUUGAAGAGGAGACGAAGAGGAUCCUGAGAGAGAAGGAAGAGGAGGUGCGCAUUGAGGAGGAGAAACUAAAGGCAAAAUAUGAAGGAGAGUUCCUAAAGAAACAUCAAGCCAUCCUAAGUGCAACCACCAGUGCAUCAGCCAGAGCUUUAGCUGAAAGAAGUAACGACGUAAUAAAAAAUCCUUUGCGCUAUUUUUGUAAUAUCCUCUGAGGUGGUGUCAUCAUAAAAAAACAAUUAAAUGUGGGAUGGCAUGAGACAAUAGAACAAGACAUGAAGUACUGAAGACUAGGGAAAAAAAGCACCACAAUACUAUACUACAAAUCACAUGACAUUUCAUUAAUGAUAAAGUGGCACUGAUAAUAAUAUUAUGAUAGGACUUGAUUUGCCCUUGAUGGCAAGUGAUUGUCCGGAUGCCAGGUGAACUCAUAUCCUUUGCUUACAAUCAUAACAUUGAGUGACCUGCUUUAAAUGCUGAACCUACCUGAAUCUGCCAAACUAACUUAAAAUGUCAGAAGUACAUCAGUGUUUUCCAUCAUCCUGUGUAACAGAUAACACACAGACGACUGUAAUAGCAGAGGUCUCAUCCUCACGUUCUAUGAGAGAAAGAAUCAGAAUAAUCAUGAGUGUAAUGAUACAUGCAUACUUUGAGGAGGUGUAUUUAUGUAUUGAUUUUGAGAUUGUGACUUACUCCUUCAUCUGGCAUAUUUGAAUGUGACUGCAUGUACCCAUAAUUCAGUAUUAAAGCUGUUACUUCAACUGCA
Messenger RNA from Coregonus clupeaformis (lake whitefish), 1946 nucleotides. RefSeq names its product GTPase IMAP family member 9-like. The record is from RefSeq and is a predicted model, not a curated record. The transcript is spliced from 2 exons. Lineage: Eukaryota; Metazoa; Chordata; Actinopteri; Salmoniformes; Salmonidae. Gene Ontology annotation, molecular function: GTP binding. The coding region runs from base 553 to 1395 and encodes 280 amino acids.